GCCGUUCCCCGGACUUUUUUCUCUGGGACUACAUAUUCUCGCACAAUCUGACUUGUUCAAUGGUACUGUGCACUGCAACCAAUGCGACAUCUGACGGGCAUAACCUCUGGGGAAAUGAUGCUCAAUUAGACUGUUGCCCCGUCCAUCAUUGUGGGACUGUCUCUGGAUUUCCACAACCUCCGGUAUAGUAAUGGUAUGCGAAGCUACACGACAAUCUCGCCAGUGGAAUGGUAUAGCUUCCGACAUCAAUUAUCCGCAGGAGGAGCUCACCAUUUGUCGAAUUUGUCGAGGUCUUCACUACAUUUCUCAUCCUUUGCUGCCGAUCAUGACCCCGCCUCCAGAGAGAGACGUUGAUCCCAUCAUAGGGAGCGACCUCGAUCUAUCAGGCACGAAGAAGCGCUCCAGUGAAGAUGCGGCGGAGUACCCGCGGAGACGGGCAACUAUCGCCUGCCAGAUAUGCCGGUUACGCAAGACAAGAUGCAAUGGAGCCCGUCCGAAAUGCCAGCUUUGCUCCGAUCUCGAUGCCGAGUGUGUGUACCGGGAGCCAGGGAUUAAGCUUGAUGCUGGCGACAAGCUUAUUCUAGAACAUCUGACCCGAAUCGAGGGGCUGCUUCAUUCCAGCUUGGUAGCACAAGGUCCGCAUCAUCUAGCCAUGUCGUCGACAUCCCCGGCGACGAGCAACGACACCGGUAUCGGUAGUGAAGAUCCCAUCACCAGGAUGAAUGGGAUGUCAACAUCUGGGAGAAUGAAUGCGGUGGGAUUGGGCUCCUGGGCCAAUCCGCCGCCCAGCAUUAGUAUAUCAACCAUGCCCAAGGUACACAGCACCCCUGCCCUACAUCUUCUCCAAUGGCCCUUGAUCCGGGAUCUGGUAUCGGGGCCUUACGAUCCCCAGAAUCUGCUUCAAUUGGAAAUGGCGCGUGAACCACUGCGUUUGAACCCUAAUUCCGGCUUCGACUUGGCCAACGCAUCAGCGUACGUGCAGGCCUUCUUCAACCAUGCCAAUGUUUGGUACGCAUGUGUGAACCCAUAUACAUGGAACCGAUACUACCAAACUGCUCUCGCGCAAGGAUUCCAAGAUGGGCCUGUGAGCUGUCUCGUGCUACUGGUACUAGCCCUCGGAGCUGCGAGUCGCAAUGGCAGCAUCUCGUUCCUACCAGCAGAUCACGAGCCACCCGGACUCCCGUACUUUGCCGCAGCAUGGUCGAUUCUACCCUCCGUGAUGAUGCGGAAUUCUGCGAUUGCCGCACAGUGCAUGGUUCUCGCAUCGGCCUACCUGUUCUACCUAGUACGACCACUCGAAGCAUGGACACUGCUAUCCAAUGUGAGCAUGAAGCUUCAGCUGCUCUUAGGCAACCCCAACCGAGUACCUGCACAAUGGAAAGAACUCAGUGUGCGAGUCUACUGGAACUCCCUUCUGUACGAAAGCGACCUCCUCGCCGAGCUAGACCUCCCCCAUUCCGGCAUCGUGAACUUUGAAGAAGUAGUCGAUCUACCAGGCGGCUUCGAAGAAGAAGACGAGGACGAGGACGAAGGAAUGGACGGCGAAACCGAAAAAGAAGACCGCAGCGGUAGACUCCCAGAAGAAACCACGGGACGCGACGAACUCUGGUAUUUUCUUGCCGAAAUCGCCUUACGAAGACUCCUAAACCGAGUCAGCCAUCUCAUCUACCAAAAGGACGGCACGCACACACUCUCCUCCCUAGGCCCGAUAGUCUCAGAGCUAGACUUCCAGCUCUCCCAAUGGUACGAAAGUCUCCCACAACCAGUUCAAUUCCCACUCACCCAAUCACCACUCUCCAACCCCGUCCAAACGGUGCUGAGACUACGAUACAACGCGUGCCGCACAAUCAUAUACCGGCCGUACAUCCUCGCCGUCUUCGAAAACGAACAAGCCGGUGCUGACCCCGGCGUCCGCGAGUGUUGUCGCAGGUGUCUCGAUGCUACGCUACGACAGCUAGAACACGUCACCAGUCACCGCGAAGGCCAUCUUCCGUAUCUAUGGCAGGGAGCUUUAUCGAUGGUUUCGCAAACACUAUUAAUCAUGGGCGCGACCAUGUCACCGACGUUAUCUACGUUGCUCCCGCCUCCGGUACGGGUGGAUGCAAUCAUUUCUAGUGUCGUUGCGGAAGUUGAGCGGUAUGCGCAUCUGGCGCCGAGUCUCAAAUUAUCCUCGGAAAUUAUUCGGGACGCCGAGCGACGACGGCAGAUAUGUCUUCGUUCUGCGGGGAUCAGUCUUUGAAGCGCAAGUGGAGGGCCACUUUUUUUUUCUCGACUUCCAGUUUGACACAAAAGAGAUGGGAGGGGAUGUUUUGGCUUUCGAUAAAUUACAGCGUUUAUGAAUGGGCUCAUGAACAACUUGGAAUCUUUUUCUCAUGAUGUAUAUACUCUAUCAAUGCUCGUAUCGCAAAAGAGACUUGAACAGGAUCAAAAAUGGAAUGUCGUAACUCACGUAUCA
Penicillium brasilianum is the source of this 2455-nucleotide messenger RNA. The record is from the annotation of a GenBank genome assembly. Lineage: Eukaryota; Fungi; Ascomycota; Eurotiomycetes; Eurotiales; Aspergillaceae.